CAAAUAAAUGCUCGAAUCAAACCCCCCUUCAAUUUCCAGCCACUCAUCCUUCCAAUCCUAUCUGCAUUUCCAUUCUCUCUCUGCAACCAAAAUAAAAAAACUUCUGCAACUAAAAAAAAAAAAAUAUCAGUCGGAGAUGGCGGCUUAUGCAGCUGUGGUUUCUCUUAUGCAAACCAUCCAUCUGAUUGAGCAUCAUCCAUUCCCUCCAAUUUCUAUGGACAAACAACAAGUUGAAUCUCUUGCUGAAAUUGUUAUGUUCUUGCAGAAAUUUCUUGAAGGUUACAAGUCCCCUGUUGCAGACGGCGAUGAAGCCGAUCAGUUGGAGACGCGCAUCGCAGAUGCAGCUCAUGCCGCUGAAGAUGCUAUCGAAUCUCAUAUCUCCGAUCAAAUUCUUCCUGCUGUCUCUAAAAAUGAAAGGAAUCGGAUUCGGUUGAUCAAUUUCUUUCGAGGUCUAAAGAAGCCCCAAAUUGAUGGUCCAAAAAUCAUUUCUGCAGACUUGUACGAGAGUCUGCAGAAGGUGAUUGAAGAUAUGGAUUUGAUCAAGAAAGAAGUGACGGAGGUUGCAGACAAGGCGGCAGUCCACUCUCAGCUGCAGAGACAAAUCUCAACGUCGACAUCUUCUCUCUCUAGAACGAACAGCACCAUGAUGGGAUUUGAUGAUCUCAUGCAUCAACUCAUGGAUAAGCUCACUAAUGGAGAACCCCAUCGCAGAGUCAUUCCGAUUGUAGGGAUGGGAGGAAUUGGUAAGACUACUCUUGCCAGAAAUGUUUAUGCACGAUUUACUAAUGUGCAUUUUGAUAUUUGUUCUUGGGUAGCAAUUUCUCAACAAUACAACACAAAAAAACUUCUUUGUGAUAUUCUAUCUCAAGCCAAUAAAUAUUGGGAUACUGUAGAAGGGCGUGAACGGCUGAGUAGAAUGAGAGAAGAUGAAGUAGGACUAGCACUCCACAAAUAUUUAUUUAGUAGAAGGUUUUUAAUUGUUUUGGAUGAUAUGUGGAGUAUUGAAGUGUGGGAGAGGAUGAAGCACUAUUUUCCUGACAAUGGUAAUAGUAGUCGGAUAAUGGUGACAACUAGACUGUCAGAUUUGGGAUCGCGAUUGGAUAACAAUAAUGUCAUUGAUAUGAGAUUUUUGGAUGUGGAAAGUAGCUGGAGGUUGUUUUGCAAAGUUGUGUUUGGAGGGGGAAGUUGCCCAGUAGAAUUGGAGAAAAUUGGGAGGAAUAUUGUAGAGACUUGUAGAGGACUUCCAUUAUCGAUUGUUGUGAUGGGAGGUCUUUUGGAAAGACUUGAACGAACAAAAGAAUGCUGGAAAUCUAUCAAGAGAAGCUUAAAUUCAGGAGUGAGAUUAGAGAACUAUGAUCACUGCUUGAAAAUACUGAAACUGAGCUACAACCAUAUGCCGAUUCAUCUGAAGCCAUGCUUUCUGUAUAUGGGAGUGUUUGAGGAAGACAGUGUAAUCCGAGUCUCUACGGUGGUGAAGCUAUGGGUUUCUGAAGGAUUUCUGAAUCCGAUAAGCGGCACGAGUUUGGAAACAGUUGCAAGAGAGUGCUUAAAGGAACUAGUUGAUAGAAAUCUAAUUCUAAUUCAUGAGUUGGGGUCAACUGGGAGCAUGAAGUACUGCAAAAUACAUGAUUCGUUGAGAGACCUAUGCUUGAGAGAAGCUGAAAAUGAGAGGUUUUAUCAUGUGGUUGGAAGACAUAGCCCCCGAGCCACAUGUAGCCAACGCCGCAUAGUUAUUCCAAGAGGCACUUCAACGAUGAAAAUCCGCAAUGCCAUGAAAUCCACACCACAUGCCCAUUCCUAUAUAAGUGAUCAUGAAAGAGUUCGAGGGUUGUCCAAUUUAAGAUUGUUGAGAACAUUGAAAGCAUGCGAAAAAGUUGAAUUUGGAUUUGAAGGACACGUGCAUUCCGUAGGAAAAAUGUUUGAGUUAGUUAAUUUGCGGCUUCUUCUUGUUAAAUCUGAUCCAUUCCCCAAACUUCCUUCUUCAAUCAGCCUCUUGUGGAGUCUACAGACUUUAAUUCUUCCUUGCUACGAAUCAGACCUAAAUGCACCGAUUGAAAUUUGGAAGAUGCCUCAACUUAGGCAUGUUUAUUUCGGGUAUCGGGCGAUGAGAGCGUUGCGUCUCCCGGAUCCUCCCAGCGACAGCGUUGUGGUCAUGGAGAAUCUACAGACGCUCAAAUGGGUGAAGAAUUUCAAGUGUGAUGAGGAGAUGGUUGGUAGAAUUCCCAACAUCAGGAAAUUGGGACUCGUUUAUGAUCAUAAGGGGAUUGAGCCUCGCGGUGUCUGCAACAUUGAAUGUCUGCAAAAGCUAGAAUCUUUUAGCUGCUAUUGUCUUGCCAGGGAUGAUAUAUUGCAGAAGCUUACCUUUCCACACUCUCUUAGGAGUCUGAGUCUGACUCUAUGUGAUGAUAGCGUGGAUGAUGUAUUGGAAAAGGUAAGUAUAUUACCCCUUCUUCAGAAGCUCAAAUUGAUACGUGGAAGGUUCAGAACGGGCGAAUGGGCAACAGUAGAAGGCCAGUUCCCCAGUCUCAAAUCGUUGUCACUGUCAUCGUGGUGGAAUUUGGAAUACUGGAUGAUGGAGAGCUCCCACUUCCCAUGCCUCGAGCACCUUCAUCUCAAAUGAUUUUUUUUAUGUUUAUUAGUUGAGGUUUUAGUAAUAGUCCACUUCACGAAUAUAAUUCGAAUUUCAAUGCAUGUAAACGAUAUUUUUCAGAUGGAGUGAGAAGGGUCAUAAAAAAUAAAUAACAAUGUAUACCUAUUAU
This is a messenger RNA of Salvia miltiorrhiza (redroot sage), 2759 nucleotides long. RefSeq names its product late blight resistance protein R1-A-like. NCBI's taxonomy places the organism in Eukaryota, Viridiplantae, Streptophyta, Magnoliopsida, Lamiales, Lamiaceae. The transcript is spliced from 2 exons. Gene Ontology annotation, biological process: defense response to other organism. Gene Ontology annotation, molecular function: ADP binding. The record is from RefSeq and is a predicted model, not a curated record. The coding region runs from base 8 to 2620 and encodes 870 amino acids.